AUGUCAUCCUUCUUCAUAGUCUCGCUCUUCUCUUUAUUCCUUGCGGUUCAAGCUCUGGUUAUAGAGACAAAGUCGUGUUUCUCUCCUGAUGUCUUUGCGAUUGCGCAACAGGUGUCGAGCCCUCACUACUUCUGUACUUGGUAUCUCAGCGAUGGCAGGACCAAUUCUCCGAUACCCAACAUCGACGCCACUGCGUUGUUGAGUGCCUGCAAAUGUAUCGCUAGUGCAGAACCGGUAGGCACCAAGGCAAAGACUCUGGAUGCGAUAGCCAAGGCAGCAAGCCUUCACAGCUAUGUCAGCGCAACGUGCCAAAGCACAUCUGGCAGUCCGAUCAGUAGAGAGUUUAUGAAUCCUCCAUUGUUUUGCACUUUCUUCAACUCCUAUGAACGACACGACUCACCUAUCCCCAGUUUGAAUGUGCCCGCAGUAAGACAUGCCUGCAAAUGUGUCCUGAGUGGCCCCAAAUCGUCGAGCAAGACGUCAAGCACUAUCAAGUCUCCGUCGUCAUCAACUAAGCAGACGACUUCGCACAGAUCCUCGUCUCCUUCCACUAAGGAGUCAAGCUCGAGGACCUCAUCGGCUGUCACCCGUGAAUCGAGCAGCAAGCCCACCGUCCACAAGACAAUCUCUAGCAAGCCGUCUUCGAGCAGAGUCUCAUCGAGGACUCAGACCUCUUCAAGCAAGAUCUCAACUAGAUCUGUUACUAUCAAAACUUCGUCUAGCAAGUCUUUUUCGAGCAAGCUACCUUCGACCAAAAUUCCAUCCGAAUCAACAUCCAGAAAAUCAAGCAUCAGCAAUCUGUCUAGCCAGUCAUCUUCCCUCAAGCAAGAUCUCCUCAUCCAAAUCCUCGAGCAUCAGGAGUAUCUCACCAUCAACAUUGAGUUCAAAGAAAUCCUUGAGCUCAUCAACACAUAUCCCGAAAACCUCUUCUUCUGUAGGAUCUACCUCUGGCGUAGCUCCCAGAUCCUCGACGUCUUUAUCAUUGAGUUCAUCGAGAUCAUUAUCUUCGAGCUCGUUGUGGGAGGUCCGUAUGACGGCGCCUAUCUCUCCACCAGGUACCAAGUGGUAGGGGGUCCUAUGGGUAGUUAUGACUAUGUUUUCAAUGUCAUCACUGUGGUUCCAGGCUCUUCGAUACCUGCAGUCUUUGGCAUUGACCCUACUACACAGUUUCUGGAGAUCCAUACUUACUCCAAGAUACCAUACGGGAUUUACAGCCCUGAUAGCAGUCACCAACAGAUCUGGCCACAAAGCAAAAACACAACACCAAUGCUAUGCAAGGAUGUGGAGGGAUACUUGCACUGUGAGACUGCUGAUGGAGCACUUGAUGUGUUUGCGGCAGAAGGUAGUUGGUCAUACCUCACUACUCAGUCAUGGCAAUCUACAAACAGCCCUGAAUACGUCGCAGUCAAGUAUCAGAUUGUGUAUCAACCAAUAUCUGCAGCGACCAGUACAACAACUUCGGCGAUACAAACAACAUCUACCUCGGAUGCAUAUGAUGUGAUCACUUCACAAAAUCUUGAGGCGUAUUGCACGACCUACCUGGGUUACACCACUCCUUCCAUCACAGAGACGACGACUCUGUUCGCAAAUACGACCAAGACAGACGUCUUCAACUUGACCGUGACAUCAACGAUUGUUUCACUGAGUACAGAGACCGAUAUCGUCGGAACCAUAACUGUUACAUCGCUGACCAGCACUCCCACGGACGCGGCACCGGGCAAGAGACGUGAUAUCGACACUCCUUACGUGUUAAGAUCCUAUGCCGAGAGUGCUAUCAAUUCGGGAUGUAGCAGAGCGGCAACCCAGCCCGCACCAACAACUUUCUUCGAGACCGUCACAGUCGCUUCUAAUGAAAUUGUUGCUUCAACCACAACGGCGAUUGCCUAUGAAAACAUCACCUCGGUAGUCACCGAGUUGAUCACUUUCACGACAACCACAAUCCUAUCAUCCUCGACAUCGAGUAGCGCGACUUGCACACCAACCCCAAUUGUUGAUGCCGAGCAACAAGCGAAGGACUUGGCCGCUCUCAAUUUCCUCUUCACGCACAACAACUUGACCAGCAUGCUCUCCAGUUUCCCAAUAUCCGUUCUUGGUGGAUUUCAGAACAUUACCGGCGACGUUCUCCCUCCGAUCCGGACCGCGCUGCAGAACUGGGUGCCCUGCACGGCCACCUCAUACAACAUUUCAACGCAGCUUCUUGCUUGCAAGGAUGAGACAUAUGUCACUGCAUUCGCGGCCUGCAUCAUAUUCCGCACCGAUCCAUACUCGUUGAAGUGGGCGGGGACCACAUCCUACACCGUCCCCGUACCUGUUUCGGCACUCACAAAGACAUGGAGAGACUAUGAAAACACCGUCGUGGGCAAAGAUGGCGUUGCAAUCUCUCCAAACAUGAGUUUGAUCGAAGUGAUUGAUCAUGCAACAAACGGAGGCCACUACGCAUCGAAUAGUUUCAAAAAUCUGCAGUAUUACUUCAAAGAGGGUAACAUACUUACGACUGGAUUGGUCUAG
This is a messenger RNA of Aureobasidium uvarum, 2508 nucleotides long. The record is from the annotation of a GenBank genome assembly. NCBI's taxonomy places the organism in Eukaryota, Fungi, Ascomycota, Dothideomycetes, Dothideales, Saccotheciaceae.